GGUUCGCCUCUUGGACGUUUGGCUAGAUCCAGCAUCCGACGUUCACUGCAUUCCUACCAUCACUGCAUGGAAGAGUGUUUCUCAGCUUUCUCUUAUCUACCCGAAAACGGCUGGCUUGAAAAGGCAUCAUCUACGGACCUGAUUGAGGUGUGUUCGCUGGUCUAGACGUGAGCACGGUAGUCUUUGCAUCCCAGAGCUGUCUGCAGCCCGAUCUUGUCGGUCAGUCGUCGGAUUACACCGCGUCGUUACCUGUCGCAUGGCCUCUUCGACCUGCGCCCAACAGCCAGCCUUGGCGAACUUCCCUCUACUCACAAACAAAGAGUUCAAUUCUGCCUGUCGCGAAUUUCUCGAUCGAGUUCGUUUAGUGGAUGAGUCGACAUCGAAACAGCUGACCGUCCGCUUGACUCAACGGACAACUGGUCCGAUUCUGAGCAUAAUACGGCGGAUCGCACACCCCGGCAUCCCUACAUGUGAUGGUCUCUCGUUGGAAGACGAACCGAACCCAAGACGGCAGCUAGAGGCUUACGAAGAUGACCCCGAAGCUCUCAUCCGUACUACCGAGCCCAGCAUCGGCUUACAUGUAGUUUAUGACGUUGUUCUUUCACCCACCUACCAAACCCCCGUUCUGUACUUCGGUUUACGGCGGUAUGGUCACCCCGAACCGCUGGGAAUCGACGCGAUCUACCAAUAUUUGGUACCGAGCCAGUACAGGAAGGAACUCCGAAGCGUGGGUGUCAUGGGUGGGAUUAGUCUCGGCUAUCAUCCAGAUUCUGGAACCCCAGCAUUCUUCGUUCACCCGUGCAACACUGCAGAUGCUAUGAGACAACUCGCAGGACACCGGCAUGUCACUCCGGAGACGUAUCUCAUCAUCUGGCUUGGAUUGGUCGGAAAUCGGUUGGGUCUUCAACUGCCAAGGGAAAUCUUUGCGACAGAUGGGAUGCGAGGAAUUCUAAGGUGUUAG
Molecule: messenger RNA, 961 nt
Organism: Aspergillus homomorphus CBS 101889
Lineage: Eukaryota; Fungi; Ascomycota; Eurotiomycetes; Eurotiales; Aspergillaceae
Product: ATG3/ATG10 family protein
Exons: 4
Coding region: 257-961 (234 amino acids)
Biological process (GO): macroautophagy; protein modification by small protein conjugation; protein lipidation
Cellular component (GO): intracellular anatomical structure
Molecular function (GO): Atg12 transferase activity
Source: RefSeq, a predicted model, not a curated record